Messenger RNA from Drosophila virilis, 2003 nucleotides. Its product is annotated as homeobox protein 9. The record is from RefSeq and is a predicted model, not a curated record. Gene Ontology annotation, biological process: regulation of transcription by RNA polymerase II. Gene Ontology annotation, cellular component: nucleus; transcription regulator complex. NCBI's taxonomy places the organism in Eukaryota, Metazoa, Arthropoda, Insecta, Diptera, Drosophilidae.
UCAUCAAUAGUAGCUCAACGCUGUAGCUCAUCCCUAAAUCGCCGAAACAACUGGAGCCCAGGCAAACAAAAAAGCCGUGAUUUUUUCACGUAAUUUAUGUACAUCAUGAUGGAUGAGCAACUAAUUGAUGAAGUGGCUCAGCACGGCGUCAUCUACAAUCGCCAAAAGUAUUAUCUAAACGGCAGCGUCAGCGGCGGCAAGUACGAAACCAAGGACGAGGCCUGGCAGCUCAUCGCACUGAAGCUGUGCACAGACGUGGAAACGUGUAAGAAGCGCUGGAAAUAUUUGCGCGAGCGAUAUGUGUCACAACGCAAACAGGGCGAUCCACCUGUUUACGAGCACCUGUCACGUCCGUAUUUGGAGAAAAUGAAAUUUCUGGAUCAGCACAUACAGCCGCGCAAGUCUUACCGCAAUGUGCCCAACUUUCUGACCUCGCCGCAGUCGGCAAACAGCUCUAAUUACAGUGAAUAUAAUGUGGACUCCAAGUCGAAUAGCUCACAUAAGAAUAUGUCGCAUUUCGCUGGCGCCGCUCAGAAUCAUCAUUACCACCAGCAUCAGCAGCCGACGGAUCAGAAGCAUACAAUGAAUGCGCUCAGUACAGCUGCUGCAUCGGCACUGGAGAACGUUAAUGGACAGGUUAAGAUUGAAGCGGAGAUAUUUAGAGACUUUGCUGCCGCGGUGGCAUCGCAGCAGCUGCAGCACAUUUCACAGUCACAAAUGCAGCAGCAACAGGCCGCUGCUGUGGCCGCCGUCAUGGCCGACUCCUCGCAGGGCUACCAGGAGCCGUAUCGCGACAGCACCGUGGGCUUAAAUGUCGCGCAAAAUAGCGCCGGCAGUACUGGCGGCCUCACCUCAACGUCUUCGUCCAUGAAAUCGCCGCUGUCAUCGCCGCUGACAGGCAUUGUAGGGGCUGGCGGGCAAGAGGAACAGCCUGUGCCAGCCGCACAACAGCCAGCGGUACAUUCCUCAUCCAGUGUGACCGGAACUGCCAACAGCUUACAGAUGCAAGCACAUGCCUUUAGUCAUAAGUCCAACGACGAUUUGCAUUCCUCUACGUCGAGCAACUAUCACACAAAGAAACCGCGCGUGCAGCUGACCUCAAAUGGCGCCAGCCAUGGCCAACAUUCCAGCAAUGGCGGCGGCAUGUCCAAUGCAAAUGGAUAUUUUGGACACGACAGCGACGAGGAUUCGGAUGACAAUAGCAAUGACUUAAAGGAGUCACAGAGCAUGCUACAACACGACAAUCACUAUAACAAUACAAUUAAUAUGCAGCGAAGCGGGGCAAAUGGAGGUGUUAAUAGCAACAACAACAACAACAAUAAUAAUCAGCAGCAGCAGAUCCAGCAGCAGCAACAGCAGCAGCAACAACAACAACAACAACCACAUCAAAACAUGUUUCCAUCGAAUACAGACUUCCUCUUCCAGCUUUACCAGCAGCUGCCCCAGCAAGCAGGCUCUUCGCAUGCCUCCAACUUUGGCAAAUUCCAAACGCCUCCAAAUCCGCCCAGCAUACAGCGCUCCUCGGAGCAUUUGCUGGGCGAGCUAGUAACCACGGAGCUGCUUAAAAUGAACAAGGAUCGUCGAAAAAAUGUGCAAAAAAGAAUAUUAGAAAUACUCUUCUUUGACGAUUAGGCGGGCGUUCAGUAUUAAUAGGGUCGCUUGUAAAUAGUGUAUAGAUUAGAUUUGAAUUUAAGUUGAUUAUAGAUUAAUCAUUAAGUUAAUGCAAAACAGUUUUUAAGUUGUCCGUUUGGUCGUGAACCCACCAUGGCAUUUGAAAAGUCGUUUAAGCCACACUUUCCAUCUGUGCUAGUCAUGAACUUUAAUUGACCAACAUUCAGUUUGAUUUUAAGUUAAAAGUUUAAUGUAAUUUAUGAAGUAUAUAUAUUUUUUUUUAUUUAAAGGGAUAGAUGUCCGGGUAUAUCUAGUAUACUUUUCCAAGUUCAAUUAAAACAAAAGCUGUAAUUUAUUCAUAAUGUUUAUUAAAGUGUACACGAUUACGUAUA